AUGGAAUAUAUGGAUAAGACUCAAGCAUAUCAAUGUCUUGGUACAAAUGAUCCAUUACCUGAUCUAGCACAUAAACCUGGUACUCCUCUUCAUCCAAUAGUGUCUGGUUUUAAGCAUCCAACAAUUAAAAUAUCAAAAUUUCUCGAUGAAUUACUUCAACCAUUAUUCGAUAAAAUGGCUACAAAAACAGUUAUAAAUUCUGGCUUUGAAUUAGUCAAACAGUUGCAACAAUGGUCAAGAAUUAAUAUGCGUCAAGAAACUUUAUUCUGUACUAUUGAUGUUAUGGAUCUUUAUACAAUGGUCCCACAGACAAAAGGAGUACUGUCAUUAAAGAAAAUGUUAGAUCAUCUUCAAUUAAAACAAACGGGUGGUCUUAAAAUUGAAACAAUAAUUAGAUUGAGUUGA
Rotaria sordida is the source of this 405-nucleotide messenger RNA. The record is from the annotation of a GenBank genome assembly. Lineage: Eukaryota; Metazoa; Rotifera; Eurotatoria; Philodinida; Philodinidae.